CAGUGUCAUGAAGCUGUGGGCCGUGUACAGCAAGAAAUAGAAGUGGUAGUGUAAGGGAAUAGACAGCCUUUGGGAACAAUACACAGAGAAAAGCAAGCGAGCCAAGAGAAGAGUGUGAGAGAGAGAGAAAGGGUGGGGACAAAGCUGUCUCCAAGGGAAGGAAGGAGCCCUAAACCCAACGUCCCACAAAACACGCACCCUCAGCCCAAAGGUUCAUCAUGACGGAAGCGUGGCAACAUGCGGUCUUUGCUGCCCGGCGAAAAUAUGAUGAUGAUGACACAACACAAGGCUCUGUCUUCGUCUAUACCAACAGUAACAAUACAAGAGGUCCCUUUGAAGGGCCCAACUACCACAUCGCUCCUCGAUGGGUUUACAAUUUGGCUUCGCUUUGGAUGAUCUUCGUCGUCUUUGCUUCCACGUUCACCAACGGCUUGGUUCUUGUCGCCACUUGGAAGUUCAAGAAAUUGCGUCACCCGCUCAACUGGAUAUUAGUGAAUCUGGCAAUUGCCGAUUUGGGAGAGACUCUCUUAGCCAGUACUAUCAGCGUAUGCAACCAGAUUUUCGGUUACUUUAUCUUAGGGCAUCCCAUGUGCAUCUUCGAGGGCUACGUUGUGUCAGUUUGCGGUAUUACGGGUCUCUGGUCUUUGGCUGUGAUCUCCUGGGAAAGAUGGGUAGUGGUCUGCAAGCCUUUCGGAAACGUCAAAUUUGAUGCAAAAUGGGCCACAGCUGGUAUCGUCUUCUCCUGGGUGUGGUCUGCUAGCUGGUGCGCCCCACCCAUUUUCGGAUGGAGCAGAUACUGGCCUCAUGGGCUGAAGACAUCCUGUGGGCCUGAUGUGUUCAGUGGAAAUGAGGAUCCAGGAGCGAUAUCCUUCAUGGUUACACUGAUGAUUACCUGCUGUAUUAUUCCCUUGACGGUUAUCAUUCUCUGCUAUAUUGCAGUAUGGAUGGCAAUCCGAUCAGUUGCCCAGCAGCAAAAGGAAUCAGAGUCCACCCAGAAGGCUGAGAGGGAAGUGUCAAGGAUGGUAGUUGUCAUGAUCCUUGCAUACAUCUUCUGCUGGGGUCCUUACACAUUCUUUGUCUGUUUUGGCACUGCAAACCCAGGGUAUGCCUUCCACCCACUGGCUGCAGCCCUGCCUGCUUACUUUGCAAAGAGUGCUACCAUCUACAACCCCAUCAUCUAUGUGUUCAUGAACAGACAGUUUCGCAACUGCAUAUGGCAGCUCUUUGGGAAGAAGGUGGAUGAUGGCUCUGAAGUGUCUUCAUCAUCUAAAACUGAAGUCUCCUCAGUUUCAAAUUCAUCUGUAUCCCCUGCAUAAAAUGACAACAGAAAAACAGGCACGUGCCAGACUCAGAUCAUACCUGCUUUUUCUUCUGGUUUCUUAAUUUUUGUCCUUACAUGAGGUGAUCUACCUGGGGGAAACAAAAAAGAAGCAACUAAAGAAAACCAUAAAAUAGGUGCAAAUCUAUACCCUCACCUAGUUUAAGGAAAUGUAAUUCCAAAUGGGAGAAAGAUGCUGUUAGCAAGUGUACAAAAAUUGAAAAAGUACUUAUUUUCCAGUCUUGUGUCUCGUUUUGAAAUACACUGUCUGAUUGUAAUACUAGUUAAUAUCCCAUUACUCACAUUUUUAUGAAUUCUUACACCUUUUGAUGAUGAUUUCUGUAGGUUAGUACAACUGAGCACUGACAAAGAUAUUGCUGCUAUGCUACAUUAUCUAAAAUGAACAUGGAAAGGUGACAACUGAUAAUAAUUGAAGUACAAUUAAUCAUUUAAGUGUGUGUGAGUGCAAGCAAGUUAUACAGUUUGAUGUACUGUCUUUGAUUUUUCAAGAAUGCCUUCUGUCACUACAGCAGGGCAUUUUAUUAAGGAUACUGUGAUGUUAUUGGUCAACGAACAAAUUAAUGACAUGCCUUUAUUUUUACCUCAGCUCAGAUAAAUUACUUUGAGUACUUUUGGUAGAUUGUUAAGUUGAACAGCAUAAGAUUCUUUAGGUUUCUCACUCUUGAGCAAGUAAUGGCUCAAGGACAGGCUCAGACUGGAGAAUGAGAUUUCAAAUUCUGUAUGUACAUUCAAAGACCAAAAAGUAAGGAAUUUCUUUUAGAAUAUAUUCUUCCCAUUUUUUUCCAUUACCAUUUUUCUCUGAUGUCCUUUUAGCUGAUCGCCUGUCAGAGCAGGCCAAAAAUUAUACCCAGAAAGAAAUUUAAAGUCUAUAGUCAUUGUGUUACUGCAUUGGGACCAUGUAGAACAAAGCAGAAGCAAUGCAGCUUUAUGCAAAACCUUUGAUACUAAAAUUAUAAACUCUAUUAAAAUAUUGAAAACCUUUGUAUUUAUCUGACCAAGCACAUAACAGACAUUCAAUGUGCAGUUUCCUUAUUCAGAGCGUGUUAUCAUGAGUAUCGUCAUUGAAUGUUCAUUGUGCCUAGGUGUGCGUGUCACACUAUCCACCUGUUGCUAGCCAAUGCACAGUGAUCCUGACCAGGAGGAAGCAGUUUCAGAAAAUGGACAUAGGGAUGAAAAAUGUCACCCAUGAAAUUGUUUAAACAAGCUUUAUAUCAGGCAGGCAGUUGUAACAAAAAUUUUGACUGUUUCAUUUACUUUUUUUUUUUUUAGAAGAAAGCAGAUGCAGAUGGAGGGCAUCCUCAGAUAAUAGGGCUAUUGUAACACAAACGUGAAAAGUGAAUAACAUAAGGAACUAAAUAUGCUACAUACAGUAUGUACUGUAUGCAUACAUACAUAUAUUUAAAUAUAUUUUAUAUGGCAAAAUGGUUGGGAGGCAGUAUUGUUUGAAAUGUUGAUAUCUCUCAUGUACAAAGUGUUGAUAAGUUUAUGUCUAAUGUUAUUACAAGCCUUCUGUACUAGAUAGUUCUGCAGAACAAAAAAGGAAAAAAAAUUAUAAUAGAAUAAUUUAUAUAUAUAUAUA
This is a messenger RNA of Erpetoichthys calabaricus (reedfish), 2918 nucleotides long. Its product is annotated as red-sensitive opsin. Gene Ontology annotation, molecular function: G protein-coupled receptor activity. Lineage: Eukaryota; Metazoa; Chordata; Cladistia; Polypteriformes; Polypteridae. Gene Ontology annotation, biological process: visual perception; G protein-coupled receptor signaling pathway; phototransduction. Gene Ontology annotation, cellular component: membrane; photoreceptor outer segment. The transcript is spliced from 6 exons. The record is from RefSeq and is a predicted model, not a curated record. The coding region runs from base 219 to 1316 and encodes 365 amino acids.